AUGACCGAGUCAGCAAUUUCCUGGAAAGACCGAUUCGCGAGACGAAGAUGUCAACUAUAUCGACCAGAAAACGUCAAACCUCUGAGAACGGUACCGCUCCAUGCUGCUCGUCGAAGAUUCCUUUCGUAUCGCGAAAAUCUCGACCCACCGGUGCAGUCGCAGUAUACCGCGCGGAAACUGUUCCUCCAAGACUCCGAGGUCAAGGUCCCCAACGAAGCCGCAAUUGUCAUGGUAGACGAUCGCCAAGAUCUCACCGGUGGCCCUAAAACUAUGGAGAGAGAAUGGGAUUCUCAAGGGCCGCCCGUCAACUACAUGCGUUACCCGCCCAUCGGUGAAAGUAUCUUCAGAGAAAUCGUCACCAUUCCAGAGCUCGAAAACCGGCUGAGCGAGGAUAGGCAAAUCCUUGGCGCUGAGAAGCGAAAUAUGGUUGGCGAAGAGACCAGCGACCCAAGACGGAUUAGUGGUAGAGGGUUUCGACGGUCAAGGAGCUUGCCACUUUCGGAUCCCUCAGAGAACUCCAAGGGCUACUACUACGAAGCCCAAGUGUCAUUCUUGGUGAGUGGCGUGGAUGAAUGGUUUUGGACCAGCUAUCUUUUUGUCGAUACCUAUUUCGGCAAGGAAGAAGAUUACAACAGCUGCUACGCCAAUCCAGACGUCACAACCGGCACAGAUCCCGCUUCAGGCUCUAUUCAGCUGAAGCACCAAGUAUGGAAUCCUCGCGAGUACUUCCUUGCUGUUCUGACGCAGCGAAUGAGACAAGUCACUGGAGAAUGGACCUACUUGAUCAACACAUUCGAAGCACAGAUGAACAUAUACCAAGAGGACCGGGAAUCCUGCAAAGGCUUCGUAGAUGGACCUGACCUUGCCAACACCGAGAGUUUGUCUAACACUGUCGACACAAUCAGAAGAUUCCGAGACUGCCUCGCACGCACUCUGGAUGCGUGGGACACGUUUCAAAGUGGCGAGAAACGCUACCUCGAGACAGCUGGCAGUGACCAACUCCGCAGACAGUGGGGCACUUAUCUCGCCAGUGUUGACAAGAGCAUCUCCGCCUUGCGUGUUAUGCAUAGAUUGCUGGAGCAAAAGCUGGAUCUCUUUGACAGUAAGCUCGGUAAUCUCAUGAAUGCUUCUUCACUCAACCAAAGCGUGGUUUCGUCUCGACAGGGCUCGGAUAUUGGAAUAUUCACCCGAUUGUCAGUGCUUUACCAACCCUUCAGCUUAGUCACGGCCAUAUUCAGCAUGACUAUGAUUCCAGAUGAUCCAAAAAAGCGACAGACUUUGUACAUUGGAUAUUCGUGCCUUUUAGUCCUUUUUUUCUUCUUCACAUAUCUCUCAUUCCGAUACCCAAAAGCUCAAGACGAAGAUGACACCCCGCAUAUAUGGUAUUUCUUCUCCACUGGCUCAGAGUAUCACACUACCUGA
Messenger RNA from Diplodia corticola, 1422 nucleotides. RefSeq names its product transcription factor sef1. The transcript is spliced from 8 exons. Bases 1 to 1422 code for a protein of 473 amino acids. The record is from RefSeq and is a predicted model, not a curated record. Lineage: Eukaryota; Fungi; Ascomycota; Dothideomycetes; Botryosphaeriales; Botryosphaeriaceae.